AUGGAUGGUGUUGAAGUUCUUGAAGAUGAUCCAUUUAUUCACACUCCUAUUAAAGAACUAUUUCUACCUAAAUCAAUUAAAAAAAUUCAUCAAUACAAUCCUUUUACUGUAAUGUCUGAACUAGAAAACAUAUUUGUUGAUGAAAAUAAUCCAUAUUUCACAUCUCUCAAUGGAGUGUUAUAUACUAAAGAUUAUUCAGAGUUGAUUCAUUUUCCAAGGGCAAAAAACUUAACUAUAUAUUAUCCGCAUCCAGGCACUCGAAUAUUAAGAGAACAAUCUUUUGAACAUCAUCCAAAAAUUACAACAAUUGUUUUUAAGAAUUUAAUAACAAGUGUCAAAGAAAAUGCUUUUUACAACAAUUCCAAUAUGAGGAAUCUUAUUUUCCCAUUAGGUGUUUCUCUUUCAACUUCUGUUUUUGAUUCUUUAGUAAAUUUCAAAUAA
Trichomonas vaginalis G3 is the source of this 441-nucleotide messenger RNA. RefSeq names its product ribonuclease inhibitor domain-containing protein. The record is from RefSeq and is a predicted model, not a curated record. The transcript has a single exon. The coding region runs from base 1 to 441 and encodes 146 amino acids. NCBI's taxonomy places the organism in Eukaryota, Parabasalia, Trichomonadida, Trichomonadidae.